UGGCACUUGGCUGUGAAACUGGAGAGAGCUGGUUUUCGUUUGCACUUUAGUUCCUGUCAGGAAGGGAGCUCUGAGAUCUGAGUUAAUCCCAGUUCUAAGGAUGUCUCAAUUGCUCUGGCCUCUUGUGAGAUUCCUGCUUCUGAUCGAAGUGGCAGCCUCUGUGAACUUUUUCCACCACCGCUAUGAGCAGCUGGUGCAGGCCCUGUUCAAUGUGCACAACGAGUGUCCUGAUAUCACCAGGAUUUACACUAUUGGCCGCAGCAUCCAGGGGAGACAUCUCUACGUCCUGGAAUUCAGUGACAACCCUGGAAUCCACGAACCCUUGGAGCCAGAGUUCAAGUAUGUUGGGAACAUGCAUGGGAACGAGGUUCUGGGCAGGGAGCUGCUGCUCCAGCUCUCUGAAUUCCUGUGUGAGGAGUAUCGCCGGCGGAAUGAACGGAUCACACGGCUCAUCUGGGACACACGCAUCCACAUCCUGCCCUCCAUGAACCCAGAUGGAUAUGAAGUGGCUGCCAACCAGGACCCGGACGCCAUUGGGUACCUGACGGGCAGGAACAAUGCCAACGGAAUUGACUUGAACCGUAACUUCCCCGAUCUCAACACUUUCAUGUACUACAAUGAAAAAAACGGUGGCCCCAAUCACCACAUCCCUCUGCCAGCCAACUGGAAAAGCCAGGUGGAGCCAGAAACACUGGCUGUCAUUCACUGGAUGAGCCGCUACAACUUUGUCCUCUCAGCCAAUCUCCAUGGUGGCGCUCUAGUGGCGAAUUACCCCUACGACAAAGCCCAGGAACAGCGAAGCCGGGGCUAUCAGCGCAAAAGCAACACCGCGUCCCCCACUCCUGAUGACAAGCUGUUCCGGAAGCUGGCCAAAGCCUAUUCCUACGCCCAUCACUCGAUGCACCAGAGCCCAACCUGCGGAGAACAGUUUGCAGAUGGCAUCACCAAUGGGGCCUCCUGGUAUUCUCUCAGCAAGGGCAUGCAGGACUUUAAUUAUCUUUACACCAACUGCUUCGAGAUCACUCUGGAGCUGAGCUGCGAUAAAUUUCCUCCUCAAAAGGACCUGGAGAAGGAGUGGCUCGCGAAUCGUGAGGCGCUCAUCACCUACUUAGAGGAGGUUCAUCAGGGUAUCAAAGGGCUGGUGUCCGAUGAGAACAACAAUGGGAUUGCAGGUGCUGUGAUUUCUGUCAAUGGGAUCGGCCAUGAUGUCACUUCCGGUGACCAGGGAGAUUAUUUCCGGUUGCUGCUGCCUGGCACUUACACCAUCACUGCCUCAGCAGAUGGGUAUCGACCACAGACGGUGACAGUAACAGUCGGCCCAGCCGGGCCUUCGCUGGUCCAUUUCCAGCUCAAACAAGACACAAUAAAGGGGCCCAUGGAAAAAAAGGCCCCAGCCACCAGCCUGAGCAGCAAAGCCCUUCAGAAGAAGGUAGUGCCGAGAGCAGCCCGUAAGAAGACACAGAGAUGAAGAUGGCGCAAUCGGCCAAGAACUGGAGGAGUCCUAUGAAGCAGCUGAGAUCGAGAACUCCAGCAAGUGAACGUCCUAAUGCAGCAUAACAAGCCCAAAUUGCCUAGUUUAUUAAAUGCAGAAAUAUUUAA
Molecule: messenger RNA, 1599 nt
Organism: Mauremys mutica (yellowpond turtle)
Lineage: Eukaryota; Metazoa; Chordata; Testudines; Geoemydidae
Gene: CPN1
Product: carboxypeptidase N subunit 1
Exons: 9
Coding region: 101-1468 (455 amino acids)
Biological process (GO): proteolysis
Molecular function (GO): metallocarboxypeptidase activity; zinc ion binding
Source: RefSeq, a predicted model, not a curated record